AUGGCCUCGUCGGAGCUUGAAAAACGACGUGCAAUUCUAUUUUGGAAAAUCAUUUAUGAAAAGAUAACUGUCAGAAAAUCCAUUAAAAAUUAUCAGCGUCCUGUGAAACAGUCACUAUGCGUGUCGAUGCGGAGAGAUACACACUGGAAGUGCCUGAUCCUCACUCUUCUCAUCUACGCAUGUCUAGCAGCGAUCACGUGGUGUCGACUUACUGUAGUCACGAAGAAAGUCACCAGCCUGUACGACAGCCUUCUAACGAAAAUAUCACAUGCCUCGCCUUGCGACGAUGGCUACAUAUACAUUCCGGUGGCCUUUGUAAUAAUGCUUUACCUUGUUUAUUUGGUCGAGUGCUGGCACAGUCACACUCGAAUACAAUUGCAAUACAAAGUGGAUGGAAACAUGGUGUACGAACGGGUAAGAAACAUGCGCGAAGCAUUACCCAUUAUUUGGUGGAAAGCGGUCUGUUAUCAUUAUGUCCGCCGGACUAGGCAAGUAACGCGAUACAGGAACGGAGAUGCCUUCACGACGACGCAAGUUUACUAUGAACGAGUAAAUUCGCAUGCCGCGGGCUCUGCGUUCAAUUUUUCAAAUUGUGGAGUGAAAGAUGUGUCGCGCGUACUUGUCGGUUUAGAUUUGUAUCCGGCGACUAAGAUUCGCUUCACCAAAGGGUUUUCCUUCGCGACAUUUGAAGCUGAGUGUGAGUUCGAAGAUCAGCGCGCUCAGUUCUUUCAAGACAACGAACGCCGUGACGAUUAUAUGGAAAGCCAAGAGGGCAUGGACCUCCUAAACGUACAUUUCAAAGAGUACAUGAUUGCCUUUGCAGAUCCGGAAAAUCUACCUUGGUAUGUGUCACAUAUCAUAUUCUGGAUUGCUUCUUUCUUUUUGUUGUCGUGGCCGCUUCGUGUUAUAAUCGAAUACAAAACGGCCUACGUACAUUUACACGUUCACAAACUCUUCGGAACGAAUUACCUCGAUAGUGCAGCGGCUGGUGGGACAGGUGGUCAACUAUCUCGGGUAAGUACAAUGGGUAGCUCAGAAAUGGAAAUGACUAUAAGAAACAAUUACGCCAUAGUGCCAAGCUACUCAGAAGCUCUUUUGAUUCAGUCUCCAAUCGACGGGCCUUGUCAGACGACUUACUUACUACGACGCCCUAUACCUGACGCCAACGGCAAUUUGACUGUUCCUAUGCGCAGCUUCACAUUCUCUAGUCUAUCAAACGUUCAAGGAUCUGAAAACAGUUGCUAUAUACGUGGAUCCUGCUCGAACGGGUAUCUUUCGACAUCUGCCAGAGAUGCACGACCGAGCAACUGCAUAACGGCCGGAAGAGGUAGUUCCUUGAUGUCUAGUGGUCACAUAACAAGUAUUGAUGACGCAGUGGAUGCAGAUGAAGAAGAGAGUGCCACAGAAAACGAAGAUACAGACGUUUCGCCCCAAGCAACUUUGCGUGGCUAUGCUAGCAUCAAGCAACAGAGGCGCCGUAAACGGAAAAGGUCAAGAAAUUCGGGCAUUGCCUCUACGGUCGUUACGACUGCUGCCUCAACAAGUGGAGUUCAAGGUCAAGACCAAGUAUAUCCCAACAGAAAUAAUAGUGCUUCCAUUGACAGAGGUGUAUUACGCCAGUCAUCUUCAGUAACGUCGAUGGCAACAUAUUCUUGUACUCCACACACAUCUAACAGUCACCAAUGCGUCAUCGUCAAUUCCCCGGCCGUUGCCUCGUUUGAAAUGGUCAACAUGAGUAACAGAAGUACACCUUCGACAAGUCGCCAGUCUAGUAUUAUUACUGUUAACGUCCCCGGUAACCCGAAAGCAACCAGUCUGCCUGCUGCUAUUAUGAGCGGCAGCAUGAUUGAUACUACAACAACAACAACAACAACAACAACAAGUUCAACGUCUGCAUCUUCAUUUUUUCAACAACAUAAUCACCAGCAGCAACAGCAACAGCAACAGCAACAGCAACAGCAACAGCAAAAGCAGCUGCAACUGAAAGAGCAACAAGAACCAGAUCAACCUUUACGUUUAAGUGCGGAUUCUGCAGCAACGCAAGCUGCUGCAACUGCAGUCGAUUUACUUUUGCAACAGCAACACAAACCGAAUGCCCAAGACUCCCGAAAACUUCAGAACACGGGCAUCGUUACAACACGGUUGACAAGCCUCUCAGGUGGCGAAAAUACUUCUACUACACAAAAACAGCAGCGACGGCAACAACAGCAGCAGCAACAACAACAACAACAACAACAACAACAACAACAACAUCUAUGGUCUCUUCAACGAAGAGAAACUAAUAAACGCAAUGAUUCUUUGAGCAAAAACAAAUCAACAGACGGUAACCAUGACAAUAGUUACACGUCUAUGUCAAGAUCCAAUCAGCGCCACCUGUUAACUUCCCAUGCUUCCAGAGAUUCCCAAGACAACUACUGUCGCAAUAUUGGAAGCAGCAGAACAACCGGUAACCAUGGAAGCAGUUGCUAUAACAAAGACAACAAACACGGCAGCAGUGGCAGCAGCGGUCGCAGCAGCAGCAACGUUAAUCGCACUGACUCUCUUACUUCACCCCCAACAUCUGCAGCACCUUCAGCUGCAAGUAAACGCACGAGGUCUCAGUCAACCUCGAGGCUAGAGCGGCAAAGCCGAGUUGAAUCGCAUGACGAAGAUCACCCUGACCCACCACCCUGUUACGAAGACGCACUCUGGAUGCAAAGGGUAAUUGCUGACAGCAGAUCGAAUAGCGAAGGCUUCGGAGAAAGUUUGAACCCGUCGCAUUUGGCUUUUGCGCGCGGCGGUCGUCCUUAUAGAACAAUUCGAUUAAUGGAAACUUCUUUGUGAAAUAAAAUCUCUAAUGAAUGGAAUGAACAAACUGAGAAAAGGAGAUGAAUUAUCAUUGCU
Molecule: messenger RNA, 2883 nt
Organism: Octopus bimaculoides (California two-spot octopus)
Lineage: Eukaryota; Metazoa; Mollusca; Cephalopoda; Octopoda; Octopodidae
Source: RefSeq, a predicted model, not a curated record